This is a messenger RNA of Paramisgurnus dabryanus, 2515 nucleotides long. RefSeq names its product protocadherin alpha-13-like. Gene Ontology annotation, biological process: homophilic cell-cell adhesion. Gene Ontology annotation, molecular function: calcium ion binding. NCBI's taxonomy places the organism in Eukaryota, Metazoa, Chordata, Actinopteri, Cypriniformes, Cobitidae. Gene Ontology annotation, cellular component: plasma membrane. The record is from RefSeq and is a predicted model, not a curated record.
AAAGGCUUUUAGAUGUAGCGCUUUGUUCCAAUUAAAUCUAAGCCAUAAUGCAGAACCGUCAUAUGAGCUAUUGUUGUUUGUAAUCGUUGAGGAUAUAUUUUCAACACUAUAACAGCUGUAUUCGUUUAUCAUGGAAGCCGGAGGACAAAGGCGAAAAUGGCAGUACUGGUGGAUUGCUUUGUGUUUCUCUUUGCUGCUGAGCUUCGCUAUGCAGGUUUCCGCUCAGAUAAAAUACACUAUUCCAGAGGAAUUAAAGGAGGGAUCGGUUGUUGGACAUAUAGCUAAAGAUUUGGGUCUUGAAAUCAGUACCUUAGUAAACAGAAGAUUCCGUAUUGUUUCUGGAUCAAAGGACGCUCUUUUCCAGGUAAAUCAAAACAAUGGCGUUUUAUAUGUCAAUGGGAAGAUUGAUAGAGAGGAACUGUGUGAUGGAAAUGGCGCAUGCUUAAUUAACCUAAAAAUGGUAGUGGAAGAGCCUUUAGAAAUACAUUAUGUCGGAGUAGAAAUAACUGACGUUAAUGACAACACACCAACAUUUUCAGAAGAGGAGCAGCAUUUUGAAAUAGCGGAACACACACCCACAGGAACACGUUUCCAAAUACAGGCUGCGCGAGAUGCUGAUACCAGAGUGAAUAAUGUCCGUACAUAUAAACUGAGUCAGAAUGAGCAUUUCGAAGUUGAGACAAAGGACAGAGACGAAGAGAAAAUACCGCUUUUAAUUUUAAAGAAAGCACUGGACCGUGAAAGCACAGCACAACACAGAUUAAUACUAACAGCAGUCGAUGGUGGAAAUCCUCCACGAUCAGGAACUCUUAAAAUUAUUGUAACAGUUCUUGAUGCUAAUGAUAAUCGCCCUGUGUUCAGCGAAGACGCUUAUUCUGUAACAGUAAAAGAAAAUGCUGCUAAAGGAACCGUAUUGUUAAGGCUGAACGCGACCGAUAUAGACGAGGGUUCAAACGGCGUUGUAGAAUACGCAUUUGGAAGAAAUAUUAAGCGUAAAGUGCAAAAUCUAUUUCAACUGAAUAGUAACACAGGAGAAAUACAAAUUAAAGGUGAACUGGACUUUGAGGAUACAGAGGUGUACAAGUUGGACGUGCAGGCAUCAGACAGAGGUCAGCCCCCAUUAGCAGCAGAAUCCGUAGUUAUCAUUAAAAUAAUAGAUGUAAAUGACAAUGCUCCUGAAAUAGACCUCACGUCUCUGUCCAGUGUCAUUUCCGAGGAUUCCAAACCUGGAACUGUCAUUUCACUAAUUAGUAUAAGCGAUAAAGAUUCAGGUAUCAAUGGAAAAAUAGUACCAACUAUUUCUGAUAAUGAUUCAUUUGAGCUGAAGCCAUCCUUUCAGGAUAAUAUGUAUUCCUUGGUAACGAAGAGAAAAUUAGACCGAGAACUUAAGUCUCAUUACGACAUCACCAUUACAGUCAGUGAUUUAGGUGUGCCUCCUUUAUCCGCCUUUAAAUCUCUAAGCGUGCAGGUGUCUGAUGUAAAUGAUAACAAUCCGGAAUUUUCUCAAGAUCCCCUUGAAUUAUAUUUAGUUGAAAAUAACGCGGCAGGAAGCUCCAUACUUUCCGUGAUCGCAUCAGAUAGAGAUUUAGAUGAAAACGCAAUGAUUACUUAUAAUAUAAUUAGAAGGGAAGGUGCGCAAAAUGAUAUGUCAUCAUUUUUAAACAUUAAUUCUGAAACAGGGGUUAUUUACGCCUUAAACCGUUUGGACUUUGAGGUAACGCAAAAGUUUCAGUUCCAAGUACUUGCUACGGAUUCUGGAACACCAUCACUUACCAGUAAUGUGACAGUGAACGUGUUUAUUCUGGAUCAGAACGACAACGUCCCAGUGAUCUUAUAUCCAGUGAGCGCUAACGGUUCUGCUGAAGGUGUGGAGGAGAUUCCCCGCAAUGUGAACGCUGGUCAUUUGGUGACUAAAAUCAGAGCAUAUGACGCAGAUAUAGGAUACAACGGCUGGUUAUUAUUUUCACUUCAGGAAGUUAGUGAUCACAGUCUAUUUGGUUUGGACCGCUAUACAGGACAGAUAAGAACCCUUCGCUCAUUCACAGAAACAGACGAGGCCCAGCAUAAACUGGUCAUACUGGUUAAAGACAAUGGGAACGUUUCUCUCUCAGCAACAGCGACUGUGAUUGUGAAAGUUGUGGAGCCCAAAGAGGCUUUUGCAGCUUCUGAUGUUACAAACGCAGUGAAAGACGAGGAGGAAAACAACGUGACGUUUUAUUUGAUCAUCACAUUGGGCUCUGUUUCAGUGCUUUUUAUAAUCAGCAUCAUCGUGUUGAUUGUGAUGCAGUGCUCUAAAUCUUCAGACUAUUCGUCCAAGUAUUUACAAGAUGCGAAUUACGACGGGACUCUGUGUCACAGCAUUCAGUACAGAUCUGGAGACAAACGGUACAUGCUAGUUGGACCCAGAAUGAGUGUCGGUUCUACUCUACCACCUGGCAGUAAUAGGAAUACUCUAGUGAUACCAGAUCGCAGGAGGAGAGAUUCUGGAGAGGUAAGAAUAGCUGAUUACUUGUGA